Messenger RNA from Danio rerio (zebrafish), 4007 nucleotides. NCBI's taxonomy places the organism in Eukaryota, Metazoa, Chordata, Actinopteri, Cypriniformes, Danionidae. The record is from RefSeq and is a predicted model, not a curated record.
UUCUACAACAACACGCCAUAUUUGAUUCAGCACCAGUGUGUUAUGUGAUGUAACGUUAGCAAUUGCUAGCAGACCUAUACUUCGCCUUUCCCGCCUUUAAAGAAAUGGUUAUACAUUUUUAAAAGCCUAUUACUUAUUUUGGCGUGUCCUGUGGAUAUUGGAAUGUAUCGGCGCGGGGGAAGCAAGAAGGAGCAAAACAAUGCGACGAAGGAGCAGAGCGACAGCAGCAAGUACGCGGAGCUGCUGGUGUUCGGCUACGCCUGUAAGCUGUUCCGGGACGAUGAGAGGGCCUUCUACCACGAUCAGGGCAAACACCUUAUCCCAUGGAUGGGGGACAAGAACAUCAUGAUCGAUAGGUAUGAUGGGCGUGGUCAUUUACAUGAUCUUUCGGAAUAUGACGCUGGCUCGUGGAAUCACGACUACCAGCUGUCCGAGGAGGAGGCCAGGAUAGAGGCUCUGUGCGAUGAGGAGAGGUACCUGGCUAUGCACACCGACCUACUAGAAGAAGAGGCCAGGCAAGAGGAAGAGUAUAAAAGACUGAGUGAAGCUUUAGCAGAUGAAGGCACCUACAAUGCCGUGGCCUUCCGUUACAGCGCAGACUACUACGAUCCCUCCCAGCCCACUGAAGAAGACGAGGCCAGCAAAGAAGCAGAUCAAGAGCAGCUGGAGGAAGAGAGUGAAGAGCCGUUUGUGGCUCCUCCUGGUCUCCUUAUCCCUCCGGAUGUAGAGCUGCCUGCGACCACCAAGACUCAUGCUAUUAUCGAGCGCACCGCCAACUUUGUAUGCAAGCAGGGGGCCCAAUUUGAGAUUGUGCUGAAGGCAAAGCAGGCUGGCAACUCCCAGUUUGAUUUCCUGCGGUUCGACCACUACCUGAACCCUUACUACAAGCACAUUCUACGAGCUAUGAAGGAAGGGAGAUACACGCCGGCUUCAGAGGGCAAGCAGGACCAGCAACAGGAAUCAAAGUCAGAUGAAUCAGAUGACGAUGACGACGGGGAUGGGAACUACCUGCACCCGAGCCUGUUUGCACCCAAGAAGUGCUCUCGUCUGGAGGAAAUAAUAAAGCCUCUGCAGGUCAUUGAUCCAGAUCACCCGUUGGCAGCACUCGUUCGGAAAGCCCAACAGCAGAAUAAUGGCACCGCAGCGCUGGUAACUAACGCAGAAGAAGAGCAUCAACCGUCAGCAGUGGCCACACAGGCUGAAUACACCUCUGACCCUAAUGUGGCCGCAAUGUACUACGGCUACUGUAUGCUGCCUGAUGGUACAUAUUGCCUUGCCCCUCCACCUCCUGGGAUUGAUGCCAGCCACUAUUAUGCUUCGCUUCCCACCGGCAUGAUGCCAGCUCCUCCUGCAUCUGGUCCACCUCCCCCUCCUGGCACUACACCUUUGGAUCCUGCUGUUGCAAUCCCAUCAGCCCCUGCUGUAGGUCCAGUCACGGUGUCAGCUCCUGCGUCUGCUCCACUCCCCCAUUCCGCUCCUGCUCCUCCAACUUCCAGUUCCAGGCCUCCUCAAACCACUGUUGUUCCCCCGCCGGUUGUGGCCACUGCUGCUCCUGUUGCUGCCAUCAUCCCUCCGCCUCCCGACAUUCAACCUGUCAUUGAUAAACUAGCCGAGUAUGUGGCCAGAAAUGGGGUGAAAUUCGAGACCAGUGUUCGUGCCAAGAAUGACCCGCGGUUUGACUUUCUGCAGUCCUGGCACCAGUACAACUCCUAUUAUGAGUUCAAAAAACACUACUUCAUGCAGAAAGAAGGCCUGAGCGGGCAGGAGGGUUCUCUGCUGUAUGGCAGUGGGGGGGACAGCGCAGAAAACUCUUCUGACAAGCAGCAGGACGAGGGCAAGCUCAUUAAAGCGUCCUUUGCACCCAUCUGCUUCGCUAUUAAGUCAAAAGAAAACGAUCUUCUGCCUUUGGAGAAGAACCGUGUGAGGCUGGAUGAUGACUCUGAUGAGGAUGCGAUUAAGGGGGAUGUGCUGGAGGGAAUGGAGCUGGCCAUUGGAUUGCUUGAGGCGCCAAGAGAGGUUCCUCAACCUCCACUGGCUGAGGAGAAGAAGCCAGUCCUGUCACAGGAAGAGCUGGAGGCCAAACAAGCCAAACAGAAGCUUGAGGAUCGGUUAGCAGCAGCAGCGAGGGAGAAACUGGCCCAGGCUUCCAAAGAGUCCAAAGAGAGGCAGCUUCAGGCUGAGCGCAAGAGGAAAGCUGCCCUCUUCCUGCAGACUCUGCGAGGGCCAGAGGCUGAGGUCAAGCGCACUGAGGAAACUACUGCUGCACCUGAGCCAUUGGGUUCCAUCCUGCCUAUAAGUGGUCUUCUUCAACACACAUGUCGUAUACCAGGCUUUGACUACGAGCCGCUGGAAAAUGCACUAACUAGGAGCUUAAACAACGCUGCUUCCCAUGUGACCACCUCUACCUCCUCAUCUUCAUCUCGUGGGCCUGAAAGGGACAGAGACAGGGAUAGGGAUCGAGAUAGAGACCGGGAUAAACGGAAGAAGAAACACAAGAGAAGGUCCCGGAGCAGGUCUCGGUCACGCUCCCGAUCCAAAUCCAAAACCAAGCAUGCUUUGCCCAGUGCCUACCGCACCUUCAGGAGAUCCAGGUCUCAGUCUCGGUCCCCCAGUCGCAGAGACCGGCGGGCUCGUUCUCCAGACAGAAAGCGUGACGAGAGGGAGAAAGAGAGCUAUGGUCCCAGCAACUACCGUCUUGGCAGCAACCCAGCACUGGGCAGGCAGCGCUCAAGAUCGAGGGAUGGCUCUCAGGAGAAAGAAAAGCAAGUGGCCUCCACUAUUGUCUCUUCAGUACAAAGCAAAAUCACUCAGGACCUCAUGGCGAAAGUAAGAGCGAUGCUUGCAGCAUCCAAAGGCCUCCAGCCAAACCCCUCCUGAGAAAGUUAGACAACAACCUGGCAGGAUCAGUCUCCAACAUCUCACAUGACAGACACAACCUUCUGACAAACCUCUGGACUGCUGUUCUCCUGCCGAGCCGCACAAUGCUGGAUGCUUUAAUCCCUUUACGUAUACCUGUAUUGGACCUCUGCAUUGGUUAGAUGUUUUUAUUUUGCCUCCAGAAUAGUAUUAGGCACAGAGAUCUCCUAUAUUUUGGAGGUACAGGUGGAAACCAAGCAGGUGUAGAAAGAAAUGAAGCCAAAAGCAGAUGGUGGAACAUUGGUCCUGCUGUGUGCAGCAACUAAAAAGAAGAGUUAAAGGUAUAAAUCCUCGGAUGCAACAAAAAAACAAAUUUAAAUUGUGUUCUGAUGACUGAGCUCUUUCCUUUGUAAUAUUGUGUCUUGCAGAGGGACACGGUUAUAUCCUUCCGUGAAGGAUAAUGCUGUUUAUUUUUCGCACCCAUCUCCUUUCCUCCCUCUCCGAGCUCUUUCAGAUAUGAAUUCGUAGUCUUUUUUUUUUUUUUUGAAUAUGUGGCCUUCGGUUUUUCAUUUCCAAGUUUGUACGAGCUUAAUUUUGCAGCUACUUUGUAAAACCGUCAAUAAAGUUAUGAAUUAUCCAACGAGAAUACGGUUGCCUUACUUUCCGUGAGCGACGUCUCGUCAUGUUCGCCUCCUGCUCCGUCUGUUUUUCAUUUCCUGCACCUGCGAGCUCUGGCCUUUGGAGCGUCUACGCAUGUACUGCAUCCCAGAAUGCACUCUGCAUGAUAAUUAGACCUCAUGUUCUGUGGAAGGGACUGUAUGAGUGCUGCUCUCCAGAGAGAGAGAGAGCGAACUGUGGGAAUCAUGGUCCAUUUUAACUGAGCCUUUAAUCUGGUGGCGGUUCAGCCCAAAGAGGCAGUGUGGGGAGUCUCAUUUAGUCCUGCGAGAGAGUCAAAUGGACUGGUUGGAGAUCCCUAGAGCAGGUCGGUCCCAUCCAAAACCAUAUUUACACUCCCUUCCAAACUCUCUUGACACGGAGAGCUUAACGCUUUCCCAUGUUCAGAUUAUGUUGUGUCCAAUUCAAGUGGCGUUUUCCUGGAAAAAGGGCUCAGAGGAACUGUUUGCUGCCAAAAAAUAAAUUCAAAAUGUCCA